This is a messenger RNA of Fusarium mangiferae, 936 nucleotides long. RefSeq lists its product as uncharacterized. Lineage: Eukaryota; Fungi; Ascomycota; Sordariomycetes; Hypocreales; Nectriaceae. The record is from RefSeq and is a predicted model, not a curated record. The transcript is spliced from 2 exons. The coding region runs from base 1 to 936 and encodes 311 amino acids.
AUGGCUCUGUUUGAAUCCGCCAAUUGCGAUCGAAAUGCGACCGCUCCAACAGCCAGCGAUGCCGGCGUCGCAGGCGCUGGUAUCCUACUAUCGUUCAUGAUCACGGCGCUGCUCGCCAUCAUAUUAUCGAGUAGCGUCAUUUUUGCCGAAAUGCGAGGGAGAGACUCGGUCAUCCGGCGGAAGCUGCUCAACGGUUAUAGCGACUCUCAAAUUAUGCAGGGAAUUGGUAUCCAGAGUGUUGGACUGGCCAAGAUGAACAGUCUAGUGCCGUAUCACUUCUUCCUCAUAUGGAUGCUGUCACUCCUUUCUAUGGCGACCCAUAACACGACACUUUUGGCUCUUAAACAGGAUUACCGCCGCGAUUGGGUGAUUCGAUGGUUGCGACAGUUUCUUAUGUUCGUCAAUUUGGCGUUGUCGUGCGUUUCUGGCGUCUUUGUUCUCGAGGGUGUUUCAAAGGGUCUUGACGACAAAACUCUACCCAUAUCCUGCGUGUGGGAAGUUGAGGGCAAAGGCGCUGCCUCAAACGCUGGUCUUUCUUACGUCGGCACAAUCGUUGUUAUUGCUGGUAACUGCAUCAUCUUUGGCCUGGCGACCUGGUAUCUUCACAGCAGGCAGCAAAGAUUCUAUAAGAUCAUCCAGGUUGUCGGGUUGGUGUUGAUGACAGCUAUUGCAGUUGGGGCAGCGAUUCGGAUUAUCCUGCUUUCCCAAGCAUUUGGCCACCCGUCGAUCGAGCUCAAAGAUAAUGGCGAGACUGUAUGGAGCUUCGGUCAGCUUCUCUCCAUGCUGCUUCUUAUCCUUCCAUUGGUAAACGUCAUUGAGAUCUAUCGAGGAGAGAUCCAAGUCCCAGGCCCAAUUCGAGACGAGCGAGCCAAAGUAUAUGACGGCGAACUCCAGGAUAAUCCACAGGGGUCACGGACAAAUCUUUUCCAAAAGUAA